Trichomonas vaginalis G3 is the source of this 1671-nucleotide messenger RNA. Its product is annotated as poly ADP-ribose polymerase family, member PARP family. Lineage: Eukaryota; Parabasalia; Trichomonadida; Trichomonadidae. Gene Ontology annotation, molecular function: protein binding; NAD+ poly-ADP-ribosyltransferase activity. The transcript has a single exon. Bases 1 to 1671 code for a protein of 556 amino acids. The record is from RefSeq and is a predicted model, not a curated record.
AUGAUUGAAGAAGUCGAAUACUACGAGUAUGAAGAAGAAGUUUGGGAAGAGGAAGACGACGAGGAAGUAUUGAUUGUAGAUGAUUCACCUGAUACAACAGAGUUUUACAAAUACGCAGAAUUAAACACUUGUAUCUUUAAUUACUGUGCAAUUAGACCAUAUAAUGAAAUCUUUUAUAGCAAAGAAAAUGACUUAAUAAUCAUAAAGCUUUUAACAAAUGUUCUUCCCUAUUCAUUGCAAAGCAUUCUUAAUUUAGGCUGCUCUCCUAUUCUUUUGGAAAUACGAAUUAGGUUAAGUGAUUAUGACUGGUGCAAGCCACCGAAGUUAAUUAAAGUUGAACACCCAGUAUACAAAUCACAUUUUGUUGGAAUUAACUUAGUUAAAGGUUUAUUUGAAAGAUUCUUUUCCCAGAACUACAAAGUUAAAGAAUAUUAUAGAUCAAAACCAUUUCUUCUUGCCUCAAAAUCAAAGUAUGACAAAUUAAUAGUAAAUGAGAUUACAGGUCUUGGGUUCACAGAGAAUCAAGCAAAUUCUGCUCUAGAACAAGUUAAUGGUAAACUGCAAGAUGCAAUAAACUUACUUCGAACCGGAUUACUUCCAACAGGCUAUUCUAUGAAGUAUUCAUCAUCAAAUCCGUUACUAUCUUACUCUGACUGUCCAAUUCUUUAUCUUGUCCUUGAAAUUGUGGAUAUUUAUUUGGAUUUGACGGAUCAUUGUUGUAUUUGUCGCAAACCAUUGAUCGAACCUACAAUAAAGCCAACUCUUUGUGAAGGUGAGAUGUGUAGAAGCCUUUUCGAAUCAAUAGGAAUUGGAACUACUGUUUUACAAGAAAUUAAGCGUGAUCCAAUUGUGGCUGAUCUACUUUUAACUAUGUUUUCUACAGCAAUAGGCCAUUUUCUUGAUCCUGCUCCACCGAAAUUUUCAAUACAAAAAAUGAUUUCUAUUUUUAAUGAACUUCCUAGUGUGGAUGUAUUAAGAAGUUUCAAUUCUGAUCAGGAACUCUGCCAAAGAAUAGGAAUUGACGCAUAUGAACUCAUUAAAUGGAUCUUGUUGACAAAUAAGAGUCAUUUUUUGGCAUUGCCGAAUGAAUUGAAGAUAAAUGAGAUUAAUGCGCGGUUUCAAUUCUUGACACUGAUUUCAAGCGUCCAAAAAGAAGAAGAAUUCAAAAAAUUAAAACAAAAAUAUGGCAGUAUAUAUCUUUGGCAUGGUUCUGGAAGUGACAGAUGGUAUUCAAUACUAAGAAAUGGCCUCAAAAACUGUUCAGGAACCAAACUGAUGAAAAAUGGAAAUAGACAUGGUGAUGGAAUCUACUUUGCUAAGCAUAUUGGUAUUUCAUCGUGCUAUAUGCAUCAAUCACAGAAUGUUUACAAGGCGUCAAAGCUCAGUGUUAACAAAAAUUUUAAUAUGAUCGCUUUGUGCGAAGUAAUUAAUGAUGAGAAGUACUUAACUGAGCACUCAAACUUUUGUCAUACAUUAACGAAUGAAAAACUGUGCAUUGUAAGAUUCUUGUUCAUUAACGUAAAAACGGCUGAGUUCAAUACUUUAGUUCAAAAAUUCAAACGAAUUCCUGCCCUCUCUGAUGUGUUGAACUAUUAUGCAGAUGAAGGAAAAAGAAAUUCUGAUAAUGUAAGGUAUGUUAGUGAAAGAUUAGACAAGGAAAUAGAAAUAUAA